Molecule: messenger RNA, 1692 nt
Organism: Trichoderma aggressivum f. europaeum
Lineage: Eukaryota; Fungi; Ascomycota; Sordariomycetes; Hypocreales; Hypocreaceae
Exons: 4
Coding region: 1-1692 (563 amino acids)
Source: RefSeq, a predicted model, not a curated record
AUGGCAGUUUCGACCGUCUCCAUGGUCCUGACAAGAUCGAAGCUAGCAGGUCAUGUAUUGACACCUCGGGAGCGCCGACUCAUCAAACCUCGUACCAAGCUUCGAGUGGAUGAUGUGCUUCACAAAAACGAAUCAAUCUUCUCAUCCGAUGGGAAUUACCGAUUGAUGCUUCACGAAAGAGGAGACCUAAUCCUGCAUACCGGUCCACAGAAAACUCAGAUCGUCUGGAGGACGGGUACAACAUAUUUUGGGAGUUGUCGAGCGAUCAUUCGAGAGGAUGGGAAUCUCCUGUUGCUGGCUCAGGACGGAGGCAUAAUAUGGGAGUCUAGAUCGGGCGGGAGGGGUGGAACGGAAGAUUCAAUUUUGACCAUUUCGAAUGAUGGCUUUCUGAUCAUCUCUAGCGAAGACGCAGGAGGUAAAGGUGAGAUCAAAGAAAUCUGGAAAUCCGACCAGAAGAUCAAUCAAGACCGCCUCGAGCCUGGGCAAACUCUCACCGAUGGGCAAUCUUUGUUGUCUCCAAACGGUAGAAUACAGCUAGCGUUUGCGAAUGAGUGGUAUGACAAGCGCUUCCCGGUACUUAAAGAUUGGGAUAAGGAGAUAUGGUCCCUGAGGGAUACAAAGAGCACCACCAUUAUCAUGCAAAACAACGGCAAUCUCGUCGUCUUCAAAGAUUCUGAGACUGAUAGUGUGGUUUGGGAGACCGAUACCGGCCAGGGCAUUCCCAGCGAUGCGAAGCUUAUGCUUGUGGACGAAGGAGCCUUGGUAAUCAAAGCAGAUGGUAAAAUCAUCUGGUCCAGCCAUCCGGACAAGGUACCCGCGGUUCCUCCGAAUCCAAGGAGCUUUCCUACUCCUACUCCUAUCGCCAGCCGCAUGACUCCGGGUAUGUAUCUGCAAUCGGGCAUGAGCAUGCUGUCGCAGAAUGGACAAUUCCAGGCUACGUUUCACGCGGAUGCCGUGUGGACUAUAAGACGAACGACUACCAAUAAAAUCGUCUGGAAAUCUCCCAAUUCAAUUGCUGGAGGUCACACCCUUUGCCUGACCUAUACAGGAAACUUGCUGCUUUUCGACGCACAAGAAAAAGUCUUGUGGACUACUAAAACAAACUGGGACAAAAGGAAAGUCCCAUAUAAGAGUGGAUACGCGUUGAUACUGGAUGACGAUGGCUAUCUAUUUCUCCAAGGACUCGGUGUUGAGAAUUAUGCAUGGAAUGGUGCUGCACACCUAAGAAACCCCUCAAAAUGGUCCUCUAGUAUUUGGUUGCCCGCUUCUCGAGGGGAGAUCGAUAGACUACAGCCAGGUCAGGCACUUUCCGUGGACCAAUCCAUUGGUAGCUAUAGGAACAAGGAACAGAAGAAGGAUCUCGAGUUCGAGUUUGGUUUCACCCCUAAAGCGAACUUUUACAUUCGCUCUGUCCACGAUCAGAAAACCACGUAUUUUUACACGGGAAGUGAAGGGCAAGAGGCGAGCCUGCUAGUCUUUUCGAACGAAGGCGCAAAUAUCAUCGAUGAGCAAGGGAAAGUUAUGUGGUCCUUCAAGAUUGUGGAACCAAAUGGAAGAUCCUAUUCUGAGAGAUGGCUGGAUGAUCCUCCGGUGAUUGGCAUGACGAUAUAUGGGUGUCCUGUCAUUAGAUGGGCUGACCACCAAUUCUGGUGUGUCUUGAAUCUACCCAGUGGAUCAACUCCAGAGCCAUGA